Messenger RNA from Drosophila sulfurigaster albostrigata, 4728 nucleotides. It is a transcript of the gene Ack, whose product is annotated as activated Cdc42 kinase Ack. Gene Ontology annotation, molecular function: protein tyrosine kinase activity; ATP binding. The coding region runs from base 1051 to 4287 and encodes 1078 amino acids. The transcript is spliced from 3 exons. Gene Ontology annotation, biological process: protein phosphorylation. The record is from RefSeq and is a predicted model, not a curated record. Lineage: Eukaryota; Metazoa; Arthropoda; Insecta; Diptera; Drosophilidae.
UAUUUGUGCAACAACAACAAACGCUAGCGGUAGUGCGACGCACGGUAUUUUCGCCAAGGCAAUUUAAUUUUAUUAAACGCUCGCUGGUGCUUCGUUUUAUUCGUGAGCUUGCUGGUCAACAAACAAGCUUGAACGUGACUCGACUUUAAGCUUCAUAAUAUAAAGAGCACCUUUGUGCAACUACAACAACAAUAAGAGAAGCUUCGUUUCGUGCAUUCGCCCCUCAAUUUUUAGUUGCUUGUCUUUCGUGCGCGCAUUUCCAAGAAAAACGUUAAUUUUGUUGUUGUUUAAUUUAUGCGAAAUUACACAAAAUAGAUGUGAGAAGGAAUAUGUAACAAAAUAAAAACGCUCGCACGCACACACUCUUAACAGCAAUAGCACAAUUACAACGAAAAAGGGGCAAAGCCGUGGAAAAUUUGUGCAAAAAACUGUGACGACAGCAGCAAAUAGCAAUUUCAACGUAGGGAAAGAGCAUUAUUGAGUGAGUGUGUGUUCGAGUGUGUCUGUGUGUGUGUGUGGGGGCUAAAUUAAUAUUAAGCGGUUGCCUCCUGCACCUCGGCCAUUAUGACAGUGAUGAUGGCCAAUUUCCAUGAAGCAGCAGCAGCUCAGCAAUGUUGGCAAAUCAUCCAAAGCCAGCUGCUCUUUCAGCGAGUGUAAACAAAGCAGCACACAUACACGCAUACUCACGCACACAGACGCAAACGCAGCGAGACAGCGACGACGUCGUCGUCCUUCACCUUGCGUCGUUGCCACCGCAAUCGCCACCUUCAGCUGCUGUCCCACGAAGUGUGCACACAUAUUGAGUUUCAUUUGCCAUCUUCUCGCAACCUGUUCACAAAAAGACAGGAAGUUUCGCAAAGUGCAGCCAGCAGCAACAACAACAAUACAACGACAACGGAAGCGUCAACGCUUCGCUGCUUCUGUGACUUCUGCAGCUGUUCCCAAAAUCUACGACUGCAGCUGUUCCCAAAUCUACCAAAAUAUACUCGACGUCUGCAGUUGUUCUCAAUAAAAUACUAAUACACGGUUGGUAAACGCAGGAGACGAGAGAUGGGGUCACCAGCUGGCGGGGAUGGAGGUCAGAGCGAGACCGCCUGGCUGGAGGAUUUGCUGCGCGAGGUGCAGCUGGAGCAGUUCCUCGAGCGCAUACGCGACGAUCUCCAAGUGACGCGACUUGCGCACUUUGACUACGUGCUGCCCGAUGACCUGGAACGCUGUGGCCUGGGGAAGCCGGCGAUACGUCGCCUCAUGGAGGCGGUGCGCAAGAAGAAGGCGCAUCAAUGGCGCAAGAAUAUACUCUCGAAGCUGAUUGGCGGCGGCAAGCAGCCCUCAUCGAAGAAGCAAUCCCAGCAGCAACAGCAGCAGCAACAAACACAGCCGGGAGCACUCACUUGCCUCAUCCACGAGAAGGACAUCACGCUGGGACUCAAGCUAGGCGAUGGCUCCUUUGGCGUGGUGCGUCGUGGCGAAUGGAGCGCCUCGCCGGCGGGCAAAGUGCUGCCCGUGGCUGUUAAGGUGCUCAAGUCGGAUAAUCUCACGCAGCCUGGGAUCAUUGAUGACUUCUUUCGCGAGGUGCAGGCCAUGCACGCUCUGGAUCACUCGAAUCUGGUGCGUCUCUAUGGCGUUGUGUUGUCGCAGCCCAUGAUGAUGAUCACCGAGCUGGCGGAGCGUGGCUCCUUGUUGGAUACACUCCGCAAACAGUGUCGCCACACCUCGCUCACCCACAUCUGGAACUGGUCCGUGCAGAUUGUCACCGGCAUGGCGUACCUCGAGCAGAAGCGUUUCCUUCAUCGGGAUCUUGCGUGUCGCAAUGUUCUGCUGACGGCGGCCAAUAAGAUUAAGAUUGGUGACUUUGGUCUGAUGCGUGCGCUGCCCCAGGAGGAUGAUUGCUAUGUCAUGUCCGAGCACAAGAAAGUUCCAUUCCCUUGGUGUGCACCCGAAUCGCUGCGUUUUCGUCAAUUCUCACACGCCUCCGACACUUGGAUGUUUGGCGUCACACUCUGGGAGAUGUUUAGCUUCGGCGAGGAUCCCUGGGUGGGUUUGAAUGGAUCGCAGAUCUUGCGCAAGAUUGAUCGCGAGGGUGAGCGUCUGCAUCAACCGGACGCCUGUCCACCGGAUGUCUACGCUAUGAUGCUGCAGUGUUGGGACAAAACGCCUGCCGAGCGACCCACUAUGGCAGCUCUCAAGGAAUACCUGGCGAGCAUGUCGCCUCCCGUGCUGCGUGCCUCGCGUAGCUACCACGAUGCCAAGGGACUCCAGAUCGAAGCGGGCGAUACGAUUGCCAUCAUCGAUGGUCGCUCCGAGCUGAAGCUGAUCAAGGGACAGAAUCAACGCACCUACGACAUUGGCGUCUUUCCACGAGGUCUCCUCGAGCAGCGGCGUCUCAACGAUGUGCCACUGCGCAGCAACGGAGCGCAGUUUGGCUUCUGCUGGGGCGGCGCAGGAGGUGCCACAGCGGCGAUGGCCAAUGGCGAUGAGAGGCAGCGGAAAUGCGUCAGCUUGUCGGCUUCGAAGACGACGGCGGCGCAUGCCAAGGAGUCGAAGAACAAUUCGAGCAAACAGUUUGCCUACAACAAGCUGGUGAACGAGGCCGCUGGACUGCAGCGUCGCAAUGCGGUGAAGCAGCGCGUGGCAUCGGGAGCAACUGGUCCACAGCGUCCGCCGCCACCGCAGCAGCAACAGCAGGAGGGCAUACUCAUUGACAUCUCACCGGAGCUGCGUCCCAUGGCGAUGGCAACAACAGCUGGCGACAGUUCGUCGCUGCAGCUGGACAGUUCCUUCUGUCUGCUCGAUGCACCCAUCGAUGUUCCCACGGAUGCGGGAGCUGGCGGCGUGACUUAUGCCUCCUCGGGUCCGAAUACGCCAACCUAUUUCAAUGAGCAGCCGCAGUUUGACUUUGUGCGUCAGGAGGAGACGUCGCCAGCUCGUCUGCAGCCGCCGCCGUAUCAAAUGCCGCCCACCUACUCCAACACGAUGGAGUUUGCCCAGAAGCGGGAGCCUAAUCGUGAUCCCUUCGACACCAGUCACAUGGAAUCGCCAUCGAAUGCGUUGAUGCUCUACUCGAAUACUUUGGCAGCGGGCAACGAAGCAGCUGCUGCUACUCCGCCUGCUCCUGCUCCGCUCUACAGCAGUCCGUCGGUGCGCAAGAGUCUCUUUGGCAACGCCAACAAGGAGAAUAUUCCCGCCUUGGAGUCCGCUGCCAUGCAGUUUAAUCUAAGCAAUCUUUCGCUGGAGGCGACGCAGCCAACUAUGGAACAGCAUUCGCAAUCACAGCCACAGUCGGACAGCAUGCUGCUGGACAAAUCGUUCAUAGCCGAGCUGGAGAAGGACAUGUACAGCGGCAGCAGCAGCAGCAAGGCGCAGCAGGAUUAUCAACGCAACACGUCCGGCAUGUAUGCCAACAAAGAGAUUGUCUACAAGCAGAAUCUGACGCCACUCAAGAACGCCGAUGGCCAGUCGAAUCACUCGAGUCCGCUCUCGAAUGCCAGCGAAGUUUCGCCCACGCCCAAGCAAAACAAUGUGGAGCAAUCUGGCGUGGCGUCCACACAAUCGCUGGUGAAUCGCAUCUGGUAUGAACGUGUGGCGGCGCCAUCCGAGUACUAUGCCCAACCGCCGCAGGAGACGGCGACACAACUGGCUGCCAGCGAGCAGAUCUAUCAAAAUCAUCAGCAGCAAGCGUUGCCAGCGGCGGAGACACAUCACUCCUUUGUGGCCAUCUCGAAUCGUGUGGUCGCAUCACCGCCCAGCAACAACAGUGUCUAUGCCUCUGCCGCCUCAAUCUAUGGCAGCGUGGAACGCUAUGAUGCAGUGGCCGCCAGCACAGCGGGUUCCACCUACUAUGGUCAGGUGCCCAAUGGCAAUGGUGCCAUCUACGACGAAGUCACGCUCGACGAUUACUUGCGUCCCCAUCGUCCAGCUCCGUUGGCACCGCCGCCGCUUUCGGCACAGCAAAUCCAGCGGCGACUGGACAAGAUGCGUCAGCAGCAACAACAGCAGCUGGAGGGCGCCCAUCAGCUGUAUGCUCCGGUGCCUGCGGAUGCGCAACGGGAGCAGGAGAAGCUGCAGCAGCUGUUGCAGGAACUGGGCAGCUCUGCCGUCGAGCAGGAUGUGCGUAAUGCUUUGCGUGCCGCGAGUGGCGAUGUACAGCUGGCCUUGAGGCACUACAAGAUCGAUCAGUUGAGUCGUCUGGGCGUCGCUGGACGAGCACAAUGCGAACAGGCUCUACAGCAAUGUGGUUGGAGUCUUGAUGUCGCCGCUGAGCUGCUGCUGCAGUCGACCGUGGGCUAGGUUUUAAGUUUUGCAUGCCAGGAGUAUUGUAUUGACCUUUUAGUCUUGUAAUUUUAUUUCACUUAAGUCGCGAUAUAUCUCGAAUUAUUUUCGCAAAAUACUCGGCAAACAUUUGCUUGAACUUCAGUAAACAAUUAACGACUCUAUACAAACACACACACACACAAGAAACACUCACAUAUAUAACAUAUAUAUAUAGAUGUAUAUCUUUUAUAUAUGUUUCCUUGUUUUAGUUUAAGAGCAACGAUUUGAAAUGAAUUUUUGUAAUUGUUAUUGCAUUGCAUACUGGAAACUAGUUGGAAUGCAAGUGAAAUGAUUUGCACGCUAUUUUACACAAAAACAAGAAAGUCUCGACGGCUACGGCUGCUCUAAAAUGCCUGCGAAAGGGCUACAUUUUAGUUAGUUAUUAAAUCAAUAAAUUAUAUGGUAAUUGUUACAAAA